AUGGAGCUCAAAGAGAAGCGCUCAGUCAUUAGCCGUGAGCUGAAAACCCUUGAACCUGGCUCUCUCUACAUUACAAUCUCUGUUCCUCGAUCCAAAUCUCACCAGCAUUACGGCCUCGGUUCGGAUGUCAGCUAUCCGACAUCCCUCUCGGAGGAUCUGGACUUGGCGUUGUAUGAAGUUUCUUGUGCCAAGGGCAUCGAUAGAGAAGAAUUCGACUGGGGCGUUUAUUUUCAUCGAGAUUAUGGCAACGGCACCUGGUACGGACUCCGCAGGCUAAGCAGCACGAUCGACACCGGCAUGGACGGUACUCGGGGUUCCAGCAUGUCAAGCAUGGGUACGACAAAUAUGGGCGAUGGCGCCAGCGUCCCGUGUUCCUUGCCCUUCUACACUCUCUCCAGGCAGGAGAUGCGUCUGUCGCCACGUCUGCAAACCCGAGUGGCUGCCCUUAUCAGGGUCUUGCGCGUGCCUGAUUGCUUCGCAGACGGCCUGACACCCUACCUGGAUUGGCUGGCAGUGCAGACGGCACCCAGUGCCAUGAGGUCUUUUAUCUGGGCGACAUCCAUGUAUCUUCGCACGCGUCAUCACUUUUCGACAUAUCUCAAUGGCACAGCUGGCGAUGUGGCAGCGACGGGCUUCACCACGACAGGGUUUCUUCAGGAGGCACUUGACUUGGCGUACAAGGAGGUCUGGUAUGGGUUGGGAGGCCAGCUGCCACGGCCGAUGAUAGCAUCGGCGUUUGGGGUUGAGAUUGUCCUGGGGGAGGCUAAAACCGCAAACAUGCAGCAGCAGCAGAAUGCCGACCAAAAUGCCGACCAAGAUGCCGACCAAGAUGCCGAUGGUGAAUCAACCCAAUAUCUAUUGGGGUAUAUAUAUCAGCACGCAGAGACAGGGCUUUAUGACACCCCUUGGUGGAGUAGCAUUACCUAUACGGGGGUGGUUGUUUUCAAAGCCAUCUCGAUCGACUCAUCGAUUUAA
Messenger RNA from Trichoderma virens Gv29-8, 975 nucleotides. RefSeq lists its product as uncharacterized. Bases 1 to 975 code for a protein of 324 amino acids. The record is from RefSeq and is a predicted model, not a curated record. NCBI's taxonomy places the organism in Eukaryota, Fungi, Ascomycota, Sordariomycetes, Hypocreales, Hypocreaceae. The transcript has a single exon.